This is a messenger RNA of Paramecium octaurelia, 1572 nucleotides long. NCBI's taxonomy places the organism in Eukaryota, Ciliophora, Oligohymenophorea, Peniculida, Parameciidae. The record is from the annotation of a GenBank genome assembly.
AUGAUAGUUUAAAAUGAGAUGCUUUCAUUCUUUUACAAGGUAGAAGAUCUUACUUAGUGUCAGUUGAAACAAGUAUUUCAAAUAAAUUGAUUUAUAUAAAGGUUCAGGCUUUGAUUGAGAAUCUUGAUACUAUUAAAAGUGAGAACUACAUUUUCUUUCCCAAAAGCUUAAUAAUUGAAAAACAGCAGAAUCAAUAUUAAUUUACAUUUAAUGAGGAAAACGAAUCUGCUAUUAAAAAAGCUGGAAGGGAAACACUCUAAUCAAUGGGUUAGCCAAUUUAUAUUUCAAAGCAUCUUUUAUUGUUAUUUUAUAGACUUUCACAAUUAAAGUAAAAAAAAACACAAUAUUAUUAGUAUUUAUAUACCAACUUUGACCUAAGAUAGUUUUGUACCUAUUGAUGAGGCUUUAAGAACGAGUCAAAAAGUUAACUAUAGCAAUUAUAUAUAAAGAUUUCUCUUGUAUAAUUUUGGUGUAGACAAAUUGGAUUAAAAUUCACCAGAAAUCGCAAAUAAUCAUUGUUUGUCUCCAGAAUUGGUCUACUAAAUCAAAGAAGAAGAAAAAGUAGUUAGUAAAACUAUAAUAUUUGAUGAAAAAAUGGCCAUAUUUAAUCUAGGAUGCAUAUUAUUUGAAUUAUUCACAAAGAAGAAAAUGUACGAAAGGGUUAAUAGUUUUGAAUCAACUAAAUAUAACUUAACAAAAUAUAUCUUUUUAAAUGGAUAUAGAUAUCUAUGCUAUUUAUUUGGAUAAAUGGUCUAAAAAUGCACUCUGGAAGAAGAAACUGAAUCAAAUAGGAGGAUCACUUUUAAAGAAGCUUUGUCUUAAGUUCUGUAUAUUGAAUAAAUAGAAGAAUAUACUCUUCGUGCUUAGAAUGAGUAGCAGAUCACAAAAAUUGAUGACUUUUUUUCUUAAAAAUCGAGUUUACAUAAUAAAUUAGUUGAAGAAUUACAAAUUAAAGGAAACCAUCAACUCACUGGCAGACUAUAUAUUUUAUAAAAUUUGAUGAGAAUGAAGUUUAUAUUCUUACUCUUCUAAAAGGAAGAGCUUGAAUGUUUUAGAGAUUUCCUUUUGAUGAAACUAUUAGUAUAAGAACUCUAAGGAAUCAAAGAACUUGAAAAGCCUUCAGAGAAUCAAUCUUAAAUCCUAAAUUUCAAGGAUUCUAUAGAUGAAAUUAAAGAAUUUUACAAUCAUUAUUCAUCUAAAUAUGAGAAACUUCUAUUUAAGUUAAUAAAAGGAAUUGAAUAACAAGACUAUUCUGAAAAAUCAUAAAAGCAUUUUAAAUAAUAAUUUAGGUCAAGUAAGGUAUAAGAUUUUUAGAAAAAUUUUCAUGCUGAAUUAUUUUAAGAAAAGACUCCAAUUUAAUAAUUACAUAAAUUAUGCUUAUAAAAUCUGAAUUCUAUAUUCCUGAAAGAUCAAUUGCUAUAGAAUUUCAGACCAAUAUCUAAAUAAUUAAUGAAUGGUGACCGUUAUGAAAUUUACGAUACGUUACUUCAAAUUUUGUUUGGAAAUGAAAUCUAAGAAAACAAAAUUUAAGAACUUAUUUAGACAAUAAAGUUUAAUUCAAUAAAUAAUUGA